ACAAAUCCUCUUAUACCAACCCUCAAGUAUACAAAAAUGCACGCAGCCAUCCUGAAGGCGACGCUCCUGGCGGUGCUGCUGGGCUUGAGUGCCGCUCGGCCCGACAAAGCCCCCGUGGGCGCGGCCGGAGCGCCAGUGGGAGCGGCGGGAGCCACGCCGAACCAGAGGUUCCUUCCAGGAUUCGAACACCUCCUCUUGAAGCCCCUCUUCGGCCUCUUCGGCGGAGGACUCGGCGGAAACUACGGAGGCUACGGUGGAGGCUACGGAGGAGGCUACGGAGGAGGCUUCGGAGGUCUCGGAGGCCUCGGAGGCCUUGGUGGAACCUACGGAGGAGGACACUACGGGGGCUAUCCAUCUGGAUCCUAUGGCGGGUACCCUGGCAGCUUUGGCUACACCGGGGGCUACUCUCCCUACUAUGGCUGAGCGACAAAAGGGAGAUGACGAGGAAGUCUGAGAGAUAUAUAUAUUUAUAUAUAUUUUGCAAUGCGGUGAUUACUAAUAAUAUUGAUAAUUUAUAACCGAGUGUAAAAGAGUUCAUAUGAGAGUGUGUGUUGGAACAAAAGAGGCACCAAACGGUCUCUUGAAGUCCAUGCGUAUGAUUGUCAAGAAAUAUAUUUAUAUGAACAUGUCA
Penaeus monodon (black tiger shrimp) is the source of this 631-nucleotide messenger RNA. Its product is annotated as glycine-rich protein 5-like. NCBI's taxonomy places the organism in Eukaryota, Metazoa, Arthropoda, Malacostraca, Decapoda, Penaeidae. Bases 37 to 423 code for a protein of 128 amino acids. The record is from RefSeq and is a predicted model, not a curated record. The transcript is spliced from 2 exons.